AUGGAGCAUCUCUGCAACUCCAUGUCUCAGAUGGACUGCCCUGAGAUUACCACACUUAUCAAUCAUAAAGAUAAUACCAAAAAGUCUGAUAAAACUCUGCAAGCAAUUCAGCGUGUAGGACAAGCUGUCAACUUGGCUGUUGGAAGAUUUGUUAAAGUAGGAGAAGCUAUAGCCAAUGAAAACAGGGAUUUGAAAGAAGAAAUAAAUAUUGCCUGUAUUGAAGCUAAACAAGCAGGAGAAACAAUUGCAGCACUUACUGAUGUAUCCAACAUGAAUUCAGAAUCUGAUGGCCAGGUCACGAUUUUUACAGACAAAACAGGAGUCAUAAAGGCUGCAAGACUACUUCUUUCUUCAGUGACAAAGGUGUUGUUGUUGGCAGACCGAGUAGUCAUUAAACAAAUAAUAACAUCACGCAGUAAGGUUCUCGCAACGAUGGAAAGACUAGAAAAAGUAAAUAGCUUUCAAGAGUUUGUCCAAAUUUUCAGUCAGUUUGGCAAUGAGAUGGUGGAGUUUGCACAUCUAACUGGAGAUAGACAGAAUGAUUUGAAAGAUGAAAAGAGAAAAGCAAGAAUGGCAGCAGCUAGGGCAGUUCUUGAAAAGGGUACAAUGAUGCUUCUAACUGCUUCAAAGACGUGUCUCAGGCAUCCAAACUGUGAAUCAGCCCAUAAAAACAAAGAAGGAGUGUUUGACCGAAUGAAAGUGGCGUUGGAUAAGGUCAUUGAGAUUGUGACUGACAGUAAGCCAAGUGGAGAGAUGGAUAUAUCAUCAAUCAGUAUAUUUACUGGCAUUAGAGAGUUCAAGCUGAAUAUUGAUGCUCUUCGGGAGAAUCCUUAUUUUCAUUCCCAAGAAAAUCUUUCUGGGACCUUGGAAAUCAUUUUGGAACGUACAGAGGACUUCACUGAUUCUGCCUAUACCAGCCAUGAGCACAGGGAACGCAUCUUGGAAUUGUCAACUCAGGCGAGAACAGAACUGCAGCAAUUCAUUUCUGUGUGGAUCCCAGCUCAAAGCAAGAAAACAAAAAGCAUUGCUGAAGAACUGGAACUCAGUAUUUUGAAAAUAAGUCACAGUCUCAAUGAACUUAAGAAAGAACUUCAUAGUACCGCCAUGCAGCUGGCAGCGGAUCUAUUAAAAUACCAUGCUGAUCAUGUGGUCUUAAAAGAAUUAAAACUUACUGGAGUAGAAGGAAAUUUAGAGGCUUUGGCUGAAUAUGCGAGUAAACUCUCUGAACAGAAAGAACAUCUCAUUGAGACCUGCCGAUUGUUAAGACAUGUAUCUGGGACAGAACCUCUUGAAAUAACAUGUAUACAUGCGGAAGAGACAUUUCAAGUGACUGGCCAACAGAUAAUUUCUGCUGCUGAGACAUUGACAUUGCAUCCAUCUAGCAAAAUUGCUAAGGAGAACCUAGAUGUAUUUUGUGAAGCUUGGGAAUCUCAAAUUAGUGACAUGUCAACACUGCUGAGAGAAAUCAAUGAUGUGUUUGAAGGAAGACGAGGAGAGAAGUAUGGCUACCUUUCACUACCAAAGCCAAUGUUUUUGUUAAGCAACGAAUUUCCAGGUAAUAACUUUUUUAACAUUUUUAAUAUUUCAUUUUAUUUUAGAGGGGAGGGGCCACUGAAAACUUCCCGUGAUUUAGUUCAUCACCUAGAGGAUUUUGCCACUGAGGGAUUGAAGGUUACUGCAAGUGCACAAGCCUUUUCAAAACAGCUGAAAGAUGAUGACAAGCUUAUGCUUCUCCUGGAAAUAAACAAGCUAAUUCCCCUGUGCCACCAGCUUCAGACAAUGACUAAGACAUCUGUGCAGAAUAAAGUGUUUUUAAAGGUUGAUAAAUGUAUUACGAAGACAAGAUUUAUGAUGGCUCUCUUGGUCCAACUUCUCUCACUUUGCUAUAAGCUGCUAAAGAAGUUUCAGAUUGAAAAUAACAAUUGGGUCUCGGUGACCAAUAAAGAUGCCAUGGACAGUAAAACUUGAGAAACUUUUGGUCCAGAUUCCUGGGAUUCUAUGUGGCAAAGAUGAAAUGUCUAAAAAAGAUGUUCCUUUAUACUUUCAGAAAUUCAUCCUUCCUAUAAAGAAAAUACUGGAAUCUUUUAUUUUUUUGGUCUUCAGAUUGUGACACUUUCUGACAACUAAUUAGUGCCAAGGUGUUUGCUAGAAUUCUAACUGCAAUGCAAUUUUAAAAUGGGGCUUUGCACUAGUAAUGUUCUUUAAAAGCUAAACCAAAUAUUCCAACUGUCUUAAUGACAUUUGAAUCCAAAGAAGCUAUUUUGAAUAUAUGCUGAACUUUGACAUUUAUGCUUUGUUUUCUUUAUUUAAGCUUAUCAUCUAGAACACUAUUUCAUCAGAAAAUGUACAGUGGUCUGGGGGAACACAGGGUUUUUUCAUCCCUCAGAGGAUGCCCUGUCACAGACCAUCCAUGGUAAUAGCAAGGCUGUUUUCUAACAUGUGUCACAUAAAAGGAUCAUCUGUGCAUCCCUCCUCUACUCUCAAUAACAAGUUAAUGGAAACUCCACAGAAUCUUCAGUAAACUUCUGGAAGUAACUGUCUUUGGGUUCUAGUAUAGCUGGCCAAUCUGCCCUAAUAGGGCUUCCUACUGGCUUAAAAAGGUUGUGAACCAUCCUCAGAAUGGCAGAUUAAAAAGGAAGAACUUUGGAACUGAGGCACUGUUUAUUCUGUAUACUCAUACAUUGUAUUUUAUAUAUAUGGCAUUGCAAUGUGCAUUAACAAAUAAAUGUCUUUGGUAUUUUUAA
Dipodomys ordii (Ord's kangaroo rat) is the source of this 2744-nucleotide messenger RNA. It is a transcript of the gene Ctnnal1, whose product is annotated as catenin (cadherin-associated protein), alpha-like 1. Gene Ontology annotation, molecular function: actin filament binding. Gene Ontology annotation, biological process: Rho protein signal transduction; cell adhesion. The coding region runs from base 1 to 1968 and encodes 655 amino acids. The transcript is spliced from 17 exons. The record is from RefSeq and is a predicted model, not a curated record. Lineage: Eukaryota; Metazoa; Chordata; Mammalia; Rodentia; Heteromyidae.